Molecule: messenger RNA, 902 nt
Organism: Octopus sinensis (East Asian common octopus)
Lineage: Eukaryota; Metazoa; Mollusca; Cephalopoda; Octopoda; Octopodidae
Product: threonine--tRNA ligase 1, cytoplasmic-like
Biological process (GO): threonyl-tRNA aminoacylation
Cellular component (GO): mitochondrion; cytoplasm
Molecular function (GO): threonine-tRNA ligase activity; ATP binding
Source: RefSeq, a predicted model, not a curated record
GAAUUGUUUUUUUUCCACCAACUGACCCCUGGGUCGGCCUUCUUCCUGCCGAAAGGGGGGAUUAUAUAUACUCGGUUAGUCAAAUUCAUGCAGGGGGAGUACGCGAAGAGGGGAUUCCGGGAAGUAGUGUCCCCGAAUGUGUACAGCAGUAAGUUGUGGGAGACGUCCGGUCAUUGGCAGCACUAUUCGGUGGUGUGGAUUGUCACAUUGAUAGGAUAAUAUGUUUAAAUUCACUUGUGAUGACACUCAGUUCGGUCUCAAGCCAAUGAACUGUCCUGGCCACUGGUAUUGGAGUGUGUCUUAUGUGUAGUCUCAUGUUUAAUUUCAGAACUCGUUCUUACCGAGAACUGCCUUUGAGAUUGGCUGAGUUUGGAGUUUUGCACAGAAACGAGAUUUCGGGGGCACUUUCUGGGCUGACGAGAGUGAGGAGAUUCCAACAAGACGACGCCCACAUUUUCUGCGAGUAUUCCCAACUGGAGAGUGAGAUCUCUGCUUGUCUCGAGUUCGCCAUGUUCGUUUACAGCAAACUGGGAUUCAAAAAAUUCGAGUUGUUUCUCUCCACUCGCCCUGAUGACUAUUUGGGGGAUCUGCACGUGUGGGAGGACGCCGAAGCAGUAUCGUAUUUUGUUAGGUCAUAGCAACUCACGAGGGCUCUUAAUAGGUCAGGGUUUGACUUCAAGGUCAAUCCGAAGGACGGAGCCUUCUACGGUCCCAAGAUUGAUAUUUGCAUGUUCGACGUGAUGGGGCGAUCUCAUCAAUGUGGGACAAUUCAGUUGGACUUUAAUUUGCCCAGUCGGUUCAACCUUCUCUACACAUCGUUGGUGUGUUGUGGUUAUUUCCAGAGACCAACAAACGGAGAAAAGACCAGUGAUGAUCCACAGAGCAAUUCUCGGUUCACUUGA